AUGGAAGAGCACAUUUUUGAUUACCAGUUUCGUUUAAUUUUAGUAGGAGAUAGCAUGGUAGGCAAAUCUAGUUUGUUGAGAUACUUCACGGAAGGCAUAUUUGAUGAUUCUUGUGAACCCACCAUGGGGGUGGAUUUUUUCGCUCGUUUGGUUGAUAUCAAACCUAACGUCAGAGUAAAGCUACAAAUCUGGGAUACUGCCGGUCAGGAAAGAUUCAGAUCGAUAACCAGGUCGUAUUACAGAGAUUCUGUUGGAGUGUUGCUGGUGUACGACAUAACAAGGAGGAAGACAUUUGAGCAUUUGGAAGGCUGGUUGGAAGAAUCAAGGUUGACCAUCGUACCACACAAAGCUGUCUAUGUGGUUGUUGGUCACAAAUCAGAUGUUGAGUCUGAAAGACAGGUGUCCUUCAAAGAAGGUCGAUCCUUUGCAUCCAAUAAUGGUUUUCACUUUUUUGAAACAUCUGCUGUCACAGGCAACAAUGUAGAGGAGGUGUUCUGCACAAUAGCUCGAGAAAUAUACGCCAAGGUGCACAAGGGAGAAUAUUUAUUGUCAGACGACUGGGAUGGUGUCAAGGAAGGGACAAAUUUGGCUCUUUGUCAACCAAUCAAAGUGAGGGAAACAGCAGCUUUGAAGCAGGACCACUGUGGUGGCUAUGGCAGCUGUUGUUGA
Messenger RNA from Helobdella robusta, 669 nucleotides. RefSeq lists its product as hypothetical. The transcript has 3 exons. Gene Ontology annotation, cellular component: Golgi membrane. Lineage: Eukaryota; Metazoa; Annelida; Clitellata; Rhynchobdellida; Glossiphoniidae. Gene Ontology annotation, molecular function: GTPase activity; GTP binding. The coding region runs from base 1 to 669 and encodes 222 amino acids. The record is from RefSeq and is a predicted model, not a curated record.